GUUCACAUUGCUACCGUUCAAAGCCAAAUCCUUCCAGUUUCACUUGAGCGAUCUUAUUAGGGUUUUACUUCUCCAGACCAAAAUCAGUAAAAAUGUGCGGUAGGACUCGCUGCACAUUGAGACCUGACGAUAUCCCAAGAGCUUCUCACCGCCACACCGUUCCUACCCGUUUCCUUCACCUGGACCGUUAUCGUCCAUCUUACAAUGUUGCCCCUGGAUCCUAUAUACCUAUUCUGCGUAGAGACAAUGAAGUAGUUGGUGAUGGUGUUGUUGUUCAUUGUAUGAAGUGGGGAUUAGUUCCAAGUUUCACUAAGAAAACUGAUAAGCCAGAUUUCUUUAAAAUGUUUAAUGCUCGGUCGGAAUCAGUGGCUGAAAAAGCGUCUUUCCGUCGAUUGCUUCCCAAGAAUAGGUGCCUUGUUGCAGUUGAUGGGUUUUAUGAGUGGAAAAAGGAAGGUUCAAAAAAGCAGCCCUACUACAUCCAUUUUGAGGAUGGGAGGCCUUUGGUAUUUGCUGCUCUUUUCGAUUCUUGGCAGAACUCAGGAGGUGAGACACUUUUCACCUUCACGAUUUUGACAACCACUUCCUCAACAGCCCUCCAUUGGCUCCAUGACAGAAUGCCAGUAAUUCUGGGUGACAAGGAUUCAAUCGACACUUGGUUAGAUGAUCCCUCAACGACGAAGCUGCAGCCAUUACUCUCACCUUAUGAAAAAUCGGAUUUGGUAUGGUAUCCAGUAACCUCUGCAAUUGGUAAACCGACGUUUGAUGGACCAGAGUGUAUUCAACAGAUACCGCUAAAGACUGCACAAAAUAGUUUGAUCUCGAAGUUUUUCUCAACAAAGCCGCCCAAAACAGACGAAGGAGACAGAGAGACCAAAUCGACAGUCGCAAAUAUCUCAGUUGAUUUGAAAGAGGAACCUAUGGUUGAAGGUUAUGAAGAGGCCACAUUUUCUAACAGCGUAAAGAAAAUUGAAGAACUAGACGGGGAGAAAGAUAUAUCGAAUGAAGCCAAAAAUAUAGGUUUUCAAGAGAUUGUGAAAGCAGAACCAUUUACUGAAGAUAACUCGGCAGUUGCAUCCCAUCCCGAACCUGUAAAGAAUGAAUUUGAGAAGGGUACAAAUGAAGAAGGCAAAUCCCUAAAGACUGGUCUUACUAACGAAACAGGUGAGAGCAAUGCCAGUAUACCGGCUGAGUCCUACAACCUUGAUCUCCAAAGAAUCUCAAAAGAAGAACCCGAGACCCAAGGCCAUCAUCUCUUUACUAAAGAUGAGGAAUUGAAUCAGCCGCAUGAGGCUGUUGAAGAUGAACCAGGAAAUGAAAACCAAAAGACAGUUUUAACUUGCCCGACCACGAUGGAAGGUGGCUUAGAGUUUAGCGAGAAGUCUUCAGAAAAGAGGAUGAGUGGGACAAAGCGAGACUAUGAGGUAUUCUCAGCUCAAGAAAAGCCACGGAAACACUCUGAGAGGUUGCAAAAUGUUAUAAGUAGUGGGAAACACGGAAGGAACCAAGGAAAGGGGAAAUCUAACAUCAAAAAACCUAAGGAGACGCAGUCUACGUUACAUUUCUUUUUCGAUGAGAAAUAGUUCGAGUCUACGUAACAUCUAUGAGGACCAUGUUGGGCUACUUUGGUUGUAGAUAAUGUUAGAUAGGUACCGUCGUUUUUGGAAUGUUGCUUGUAUUGUAUAUGUAGUGUUUGAUCUUUGAUCUAAGGUAAUAGUAUUAUGAAUGAAUUGGGUUUUUAAUG
Molecule: messenger RNA, 1741 nt
Organism: Arabidopsis arenosa
Lineage: Eukaryota; Viridiplantae; Streptophyta; Magnoliopsida; Brassicales; Brassicaceae
Source: the annotation of a GenBank genome assembly